CUUUUUUUUUUAUUAUCUCUUAUCGCUUUUUUAAUAUUUGCUUUCCACACCAGUUGAAAGAAACUGAUAUAUUUAUAAUGGAAACCAUCACUUGCAAUCCAUCUUCCUCUUGUACACUCAAUCACAGCUAUGCCCAUGCAUGCCCACAAGAAGAUGCGAGGUUUUUACGAUAUUCACACAAGCCGACAGUAUUACCGAGUGUAAAUUUACCCAUGUCUAAACCGGCCGCACCGUCCGCCUCAUCUUCCAUCAAUCCAUUGUUCUAUAACCUUCAAGAUGUCGUUGCACAAUAUCGAUCUCAACCGGAGCUGUUAAAACUCAUUUUGGCAAGCAAAGUCGAAGAAGAUAAACGACGGGCCGAAGAAGCCAAAUUACGGGCUAAAGAACUUGACUUGCAUAUUCAGAGACAUCACCGCGUAUCGUCCCUGUCUCUGGAAAAUACGGGACUUAGGGAGAAAAGAGACCGGGAACUGGUUUCCAAAGAUAUCCUGAGACGAUCUUCUGGCAGUAGUCAUGGCAGUAACAAUAGCGACGGUGCCGCCGCCCACCGCGCAGCAACAAUAGCACCUUAUCCAUUGCCUAUGCGACGUGACUCUAUCCGAAACUCUCUAGACAUCUCUUCACUACAUCAUCAGCAGCGUCGCAAUUCGGCUGCUGCCGCCAUGCUUGCCAUGGGGUCUGUUCCUCAAGCGUCCUCGCAAACUCCCACCACCCUCACUUCACCUUCCUCUACUUCCUCCACUUCUUCCUCUUCCUAUCUGCAACACCAGAGUGCUUAUCCCUCCCCCUCUCCUGAUUACUACGAUAUACAUGACAAGGACGAUCGCCCUGCAGGCCGAGGCCGUCGACGUCGCGAAAUGCAAGCGAUUACCAAGAUUGUUGAAACCCGCGAAUUCCCAUAUAAUGACAAUCAUUUCUGGAAAAAUAAUGGCAACACUAUCCAGAAAAAAACUGGAUGCAAGAGCGUCUAUUACAAAUGCACCAAUAGCACCAAGGGUUGCCCAGUAAAUAAAACCGUGACCGCCAAACCCACCGGAGAGUACCUGAUCAAGUAUCGAGGUGAUCAUUUACCAGAGUGCGGCCAUGUCGAAAGAAUUGUCGAUUUGUAAAUAAGCUUUUUCCCAUUAAAUAAAACCAGCCAAAGAGUCCAAAGUAAAGAGAAAGAAAAAAUAAAACGGCUUUAUGCCCAUGCAUACACCUACAAAAAAAA
Messenger RNA from Radiomyces spectabilis, 1210 nucleotides. RefSeq lists its product as uncharacterized. The record is from RefSeq and is a predicted model, not a curated record. The transcript has 3 exons. Bases 78 to 1109 code for a protein of 343 amino acids. Gene Ontology annotation, biological process: regulation of DNA-templated transcription. Lineage: Eukaryota; Fungi; Mucoromycota; Mucoromycetes; Mucorales; Radiomycetaceae. Gene Ontology annotation, molecular function: sequence-specific DNA binding; DNA-binding transcription factor activity.